Messenger RNA from Ahaetulla prasina, 1853 nucleotides. RefSeq names its product chromosome 6 C2orf72 homolog (gene C6H2orf72). The record is from RefSeq and is a predicted model, not a curated record. The coding region runs from base 26 to 796 and encodes 256 amino acids. NCBI's taxonomy places the organism in Eukaryota, Metazoa, Chordata, Lepidosauria, Squamata, Colubridae. The transcript is spliced from 3 exons.
AGGGCGAAAAGGGCAUCGGGUCCAAAUGGAGCCGGGGGACCUGCGGGCGCUGCUGGAGCGGGCGGGCGGACGGGAGCCGCUGAGACUGGCCGGCGAGGCGCGGCCGGCCGAGCUGGAGACCUUCGCCCGGGAUCUCUUCGCCGAGCCGCCGCCGGAGGAAGAGGAGGAGGAGGAAGCGGCGGCCGUUGCAGCGGGGCAGCGGCGGCGGCGGCUGCGGCGGGCUGGGCUUCGGGGCGCCGGGCGGGCUCCGUGGCGGGGCUGCGCGCUGCUCUUCGCUCUAUUCCGGGCCGCCUCGCUGGAGCAGCCGCGGGAGAAGCGCCGCCUGCGCGAGAUCCUCCGCGACCUGCGCGCCCAGCUGCCCUCCGCUCCGCCGCCCGCCGUGGUCGGCGUGGUGCUGCUCCUGCAGCGGCCGGCCGAGGAGGCGGCGGAGGCGGCGCGGCUGCAGCUGGAAGGGCUCCUCCGGAGCGUUUUCCGCCAACGGCGCCGGCCCGACCCGGGGCUGCCGGAUACCUUGCAAGCCGUCGCUUACUGGCCCGGGGAUGGCCGGCCGGCCCGGGAAGCCGCUUGCCGAGCGCUGCGAGCCGCCCUGAAGCUCCGAGCAGAUGGGGCAGAACCCCCAAAGCAGAAACUUCCUGCCUUCUUGUCGUGUAUUCUGUGGGGCAGGAGGAGUGAGAAUAUUCACACAGAUGCAAAAUUAAAUGAAGAUGCUGUACAAGACUUAGAAGGAGCCAUGGCUUUGACCAACAUUGCACCCAACGGGAAGUGUGAAGAGGCCUCAGAGGCAUUGGACACCUAAUAAACCGUGGUUUGUUGUCUCUCUGAUGAAUUCCAUGUCCUUCUCAUCCUAGCUUUCCGGGAGUAAAAAAAUUCCAAGCCUUGGACCGCCUUACAAGCUCCCUGAAGGAAGCAGCUAGAAGUUUGUUUGUUUUUUAAUGAUAGUUUGUUUCAGAGCAAUUUGUGCAGAAGAGAUGUUGGUUUGUCUCCUUUCAGCAUCCUUGUUUCAUGGGGAACCCAAAAAGCAUAUAUUUUUUUUAUUCUUAAGCACGUCAAGAUGUGUGUUCAUAAAAGCCACUGGACCUCUUGGGGCUCACAAUUUAAAGAAGCAUUGUUUUCCAAAAGUUUGUGACUGUUAGAACAGAAACGGCAACACAAUCAUCAUUCUUGCCAUGGAUCUGAUUUGUCUUAUUGAACUUGUCUCCUUCGUUCUGGAAUCCUUAUCUGCAGGGUUAGAAAUCUCGAAGCUCGGAAGGAAAAGAAACAAUUGCUCGUGUUUUGAGAAAAAAAAAUCCACUUUAUUCUGUUCCUGAAUAUGAUUUCUGGUGGCAAAAAAAUAAUAAUCCUACUACAUUGUUAAUGAAGACACACAUGUGCAGUUAUUCGGUCUUGUGGCUACUCUGUGCCUUGCUAUGUUUUGGAAACUUAGAAUAGCAGUGUUUCUCAACCCUGGUCAUUUUCAAAUGUGUGGGCUUCCAUUCCUAGAAUUCCCCAGCCAGCCUUGCUGGCUGGGGAAUUCUGGGAAUGGAAGUCUACACAUUUCAAAAUGGCCAGGGUUAAGUUUAGGUUGAGCAACACUGUAUUAUAGGCAUAGUUAAAACUUGCAAUAUAUAUUUUUUUCAUCAAAAUAAACGGUUAUGCAUUUUGCGAAUGAAGGCAAAUGUUAUGGUUAUGCAUUUUUACAAACGUAUUUUUUUGACAAAAUAAAUGUUUAUUCACUUGUCACUCUCCUACAGAACGCUUUCCCAAAUGCUGUAUUUUGUAGCCUGAAUCUUUAAUUUUAUGAUUCUUUCUUUUUAAAAAAAUCUUGAUGAGAUUGUAAGGGCCUAACCUCCCAUAUCUUAUAGUAUAGCCUGGGG